Messenger RNA from Tympanuchus pallidicinctus (lesser prairie-chicken), 4040 nucleotides. Its product is annotated as zinc finger protein 345-like. Gene Ontology annotation, cellular component: nucleus. Gene Ontology annotation, biological process: regulation of immune system process; negative regulation of transcription by RNA polymerase II; regulation of cytokine production. Gene Ontology annotation, molecular function: DNA-binding transcription factor activity, RNA polymerase II-specific; RNA polymerase II cis-regulatory region sequence-specific DNA binding. The transcript has 8 exons. Lineage: Eukaryota; Metazoa; Chordata; Aves; Galliformes; Phasianidae. The record is from RefSeq and is a predicted model, not a curated record. The coding region runs from base 1041 to 2990 and encodes 649 amino acids.
AGCGGGGCGGAAGCGGCACCGCUGUAGAGCAGGCCGGAGCCCCGUCCCGGCUGCAGCUCCCGCCCAGCACAGCGGGUUUGCUGGGCCAGACGGGCUGCAACGAGGGAGCAGCGGUUCCCAGGCGUGUUGCAGCCCGGCUUGGGCUCCGAGGGGCGCAGGAAGGGGUUGGAGCUGGGACAGCGGGGAAGUGAGCACAGCAGCUCAACGUGCUCUGCUGCCCGGUUGGCUCUCUGGAACACAGCGCAGCUCGACUGCGUUUCUCCCUCUGGGCCACGGGAGACACGAGAUGGCCUCGCUCCGCAGCUCUGCACGCAAGGAUUGAUGGAAGUUUUGAACUCCCCGAUGCCUCCUUUUGAGCGUCUGAAUGCGAAGCCUCCAAGGGGGGAAUUUCAAGUCCCUUCUCCCUCGCCGGCAGCCCGCAGUUUCCCUUCGGGGACCCAGCAGGCAGCAUCUGCCUCUAGCGGCCCUUUCAGGGUUACUUUUUGUGCGCUUAGCGCUGGGCUGAUGGCUCACCUGGGAUCGUGCAAACCCCUGCCAAGGCUUUUGUUCAGGCUGUCCCGGCAGCUGCAGAUGCCUUUAGCGCACAGGUGCGGGCCCUGAGCACGUCCAGCAUCUGCAGCAGGUCCGGCACUGGGCUGUGCAAUAGACGCUGAAAAGGUGGCGGUCUGUGGGCUGACUGCAGCUCACGUUGAGAACGCGCCCGAGCUGCACGUCAGCAAAGUGCAGCCCAGGCUGCGUCGUGCAAAGGGCGCACGGUGCUGAGAAGGUCCCCGGGAAGCGAGCGCGGUGUGCGUGCGGAGCUGAAUGGGAAGCAGCGUCCCCAGAAGAUCUGUGUCGGCAAGGUGUCUUGACAGCAAGCUGAAAGGGAUCUCUGUACAGCUGUGACCUUGAGAGACAUCCCUGCUUGUGGGAAGAUCCUGUAGUUCGGCCCAUUGCUGUGCAGUAGAGCUCGAGGGGCGCUUGCGCUGCACCCUGUUUAGGGGCUCUGGUUCAACUUCUGCCUUCCAGCUGUGAUCAUCUCACCUGCAGGAGAGCAGCAGAUGGCCACAGCACAUCCAUGUCAGGAGCCCGUGAGCUUUGCGGAGGUGGCCGUGUAUUUCAGCAGGGAGGAGUGGGCGCUGCUGGACCCUGCGCAGCGAGCGCUGUACCGGGACGUGAUGCUGGAGACGUACCAGUGCGUGGCCUCGCUGGCUCCACUUCCAGCCCCCAGACCAGUGCUGAUCUCCCUGCUUGAAGGAGGGGAAGAGCCCUGGAUCCCAGAUGUGCGUAGCCCUGAGGCCGUGCCAGGAGACCUCAGCCCAGCAGGAACUGGGGUUACAGAUCUACUGGAGGAUCUGCAGGAAAGUGGUGUGGCCAAAAGGCGGUGGGGUGGUGUCUGUGUGGAAGAAAUCAGAAGGGAUGUCCAAGGAGGCCUGGAGCAAGGUCAGGCAGAGCACAUCACCACGAUGCCACCGGGAAAGUGUCUGCAAGAGAAAGGAAGGAGCCCACUGGACGUGAACAUAGGUCAGAAGGAGCGUGAAGAUCCCGGGAGCAAGGAUGUGUGCCAGAAGGAAAAGCAGAAUCCAUGCACAGAGUGUGGAAACAGCUUUGAAAAAGAUUCCAGCGUCGUUAACCACCAGUGUGUACGCUCAGCAAUGAGUGCAUACAAGUGCUCUGAGUGUGGGAAGAGCUUCAAAAAGAGAUUUCAACUCACCUACCACCAACGCAUCCACUCAGGAGAGAGACCCUACAAGUGCUCUGAGUGUGGGAAGAGCUUCAAAAGCAGUUCUGAAUUGAAGCAGCACCAGCGUGUGCACUCAGGAGAGAGACCCUACAAGUGCUCUGAGUGUGGCAAGAGCUUCAAAAGCAGUUCUAAUUUGAAGAGCCACAAACGCUUCCACUCAGAGGAGAGACCCUACAAGUGCUGUGAGUGUGGGAAGAGCUUCAAAAGCAGUUCUGAUUUGAAGAAGCACAAACUCUUCCACUCAGAGGAGAGACCCUACAAGUGCUGUGAGUGUGGGAGGGCUGUAAAAAGCCGUUCCCAGCUCAUCUACCACCUGCGCUUCCACACAGGAGAGAAACCAUUUCAGUGUCAUGAGUGUGGGAAGAGCUUCAAAAGCAGUUCUGAACUGAAGCGCCACGAGCGCUUCCACACAGGGGAGAAACCCUUUCAGUGUCAUAAGUGUGGGAAGAGCUUCACGUGCAGUUCCCAACUCACCUACCACCAGCGCAUCCACACAGGGGAGAAACCCUACAAGUGCUCUGAGUGUGGGAAGAGCUUCAAAAGCAGUUCUGAAUUGAAGCUGCACCAGCAUAUGCACUCAGGAGAGAGACCCUACAAGUGCCCCGAGUGUGGGAAGAGCUUCACAUGGAGUUCCCAAUUCACCUACCACCAACGCAAUCACACACGAGAGAGACCCUACAAGUGUACUGAGUGUGGGAAGAGCUACAAAAGCAGUUCUGAUUUGAAGAGCCACAAACGCUGCCACUCAGAGGAGAGACCCUACAAGUGCUGUGAGUGUGGGAAGGCCGUAAAAAGCCGUUCCCAUCUCAUCUACCACCUGCGCUUCCACACAGGAGAGAAACCGUUUCAGUGUCAUAAGUGUGGGAAGAGCUUCAAAAGCAGUUUUGAACUGAAGCGCCACGAGCGCUUCCACACAGGGGAGAAACCAUUUCAGUGUCAUAAGUGUGGGAAGAGCUUCACGUGCAGUUCCCAACUCACCUACCACCAGCGCAUCCACACAGGAGAGAGACCCUACAAGUGCUCUGAGUGUGGGAAGAGCUUCAUUAGCAGUUCUGAACUGAAGCGGCACCAGCGCAUCCACACAGGAGAGAGACCCUACAAGUGCUCUGAGUGUGGGAAGAGUUUCAAGACCAGUUCCGCAUUGAAGCAACACCAGCACUUCCACACAGAGGAGAAACCCUACAAGUGCCCUGAGUGUGGGAAGAGCUUUACACGCAAGUCUAAUCUCAACACCCACAAGCGCAUCCACACCGCACAUAGGCUGUAGAAGCAUCUCAAGAUACGGAGAACCUUCAAAGGCAGUUUCGACCUCGUUACCUAUCAGCACAGCCACACAAGACACAGAGCCUGCAGAGCCCAUAACGUGGGAAGAGCUUCAGGCAGAGCCCCAGCCUGGUGACCAACUAUGGAUUUGUGUAGUGAUGAACCUUACAAAUCCCUUGAGUAGAGGAAGAGCUCUGCGGCCAAUCUAAAUCCUCUUUCUCCUUCUUUGCAUGAGAAUUCUGCACAUUGCUCUCCUUCAGCUGCAGUUGCUGUGUUGAGUGGCCUUACAGAGGAGAAUCCAGAGUGGGAUGUGUCACAGCCACUCAAAAAGUUCUGCCAGGUGGCACGUUUCUGCCAGGGCUGUGUGCAAGGAGAGUCACCUCUUACCUCCCCCGUAGAAACUCCUGUGCCUGGGGCAGCAGGUGAGGAUCCAAAGGAAACCUCAGCUGGGCUGAUAUGUCAGCAGGAAGGAAGAAAUCCUGUCUGCAGGCUGUGUGGGAAGAGCUUCAUCUGGAGCUCAACCCUCAGUAGAUCCCAGAGAACCAACCAGUGGAGAGUCCCAGUGAGUGCCUUGACUGCAGGAAGAGGUGUGUCCAGAGCUGGGAGCUCAACACACACCUGUGGAUUCACAUGAGGAACCCCAUAAAUGCACAGCCUGCAAGAAGAGUUUUGGCCACACCUCAAACCUGCUGAGCUACCAGAGUGUCUGCACUUGGGUGAAGUCCAGUGAGUUCACGUGGCAGGAAGCCUUAGAAAUGCCUCGCAUGUGAGAAGGGCUUUGUGCAGAGGGCAGAGUUCCUCACUGACCCUACAAGUGUUCCUGGUGCAUGACUGGCACCCUCUGCAGAAGGGACUUAACCCAGGAGCUUCAGAUGGCCUUUCCUUGCUACCCAGAGCAGUUCUCUCACCAUGCCCGGUUUCUUCUGCUCUUCCUGCCAGCAGCUUUUUGAUGCCGUUUCCUAAGGAGAAGCAGCUGUGCAGGGAUGUUCUGUGUGUCUGUGUGCAUGUGUUGCUCUCAGUAAUUUGUGAGUGCACUGGUGAACUUGAGAGAAGG